This is a messenger RNA of Sphaeroforma arctica JP610, 2507 nucleotides long. RefSeq lists its product as hypothetical. The record is from RefSeq and is a predicted model, not a curated record. Gene Ontology annotation, biological process: biosynthetic process. Gene Ontology annotation, molecular function: catalytic activity. The coding region runs from base 82 to 2082 and encodes 666 amino acids. The transcript is spliced from 3 exons. Lineage: Eukaryota; Ichthyosporea; Ichthyophonida.
GAUAGUGGCCAUUAUGAUGUGACAAUAUUCUGAGUAAAGAAUAACUACGCCAAGAGUAUUACUCUGCCAUAUCUCUCAAGGAUGUUAGUUUACGUCAGAGGGGUAUUUGAUCUGUACCACUCGGGCCAUGCCACCUUUCUACAACGAGCAUACAACAGCGGAAUCGAGAUUGCCAAUGAGGUUGUAGACGGGACUACGAAUGUACGACUCUUUGUACAUUUAAUCAGCGAUCGUAUGUGUGAAACGAUACGACGUUCAUUAUGUAUACCAGAAGCAGAAAGACGAUUCGUGGUAGAAAAUAAUGAGCAUGUAUGGAUGGCUCGGGUUGCCAGUGACUACGAAGCGGAUCUAUCGGGAGACCUGGAGAUAAUCCGCCCAGAUGUAGUAUACGUGAUCAAUGAUAAUACCGAUAAUAUGAGGAAUAUACAGAGUGUGUGCAAGCGUUUAAAUAUCACUGUGGUACUGGGGAAACGCACGCAAUUGCCAGGGAUUGCAUGCAGACGUGUACGUAGUAUUAAAAAGUUGAUACAUGAUCAGAAGCAGAGACCAGUUUCAGGUUCAAACGGAGCUAGCUCCCAAACGGCCACCACACCCAUCAGGGCUGUCAACGGUUCAUCUGCACACCCUGGGUGCUUCCAAGAACAGUAUGGCAACCGUAUAGACCGUACAGACGCUGCCGCAGAUGCAAUUCGUACCCAUCAACCAGACACCAGGCCCAACCAGCCCGCACUACAACGCCCUAUAGUAUACGUCAGUGGGUGUUUUGAUCUAUUACACUCCGGCCAUGUCGCCUUCUUCAACGAAGCAGCGUCUCGCGGACAGAGCCUGUACGUGGGCUUAGGCAACGAUGCGAACUUAGCACAGUUGAAGAGUGGCUCUGUGUUCCCAGAAGAGGAACGCCUCCUAUUGGUGGAGAGUAUCAAAAGCGUUACCAUGGCAACCGUGAGCCGAGGGUUUGGCGACCUGGAUUUCGCACAGGAUCUGGAUGUGAUCAAACCGGAUGUGUUUUUUGUCAAUGAGGACGGCGAUAGGCCACAUAAACGAGCCUUAUGUACAAAGAAAGGAAUUGAGUAUAUUGUGAGCAGCAGGAAACCGCAGGCUCAGCUUCCGCCCCGCAGUUCAACAGAUUUGAAACGAGAGUUAUCAAACUAUGCUACAGAGCCGAGCAUACCACACCCCCACGCCGAUAUGGCACAGAAUGAAGUGUCGAGUGAGAACACCUUGCGAGAGGAUGCUUCACAUACACACAGUACAGCCCCUCCAGCGGCUGGUGACUGCGUGCGUCUGCAUGACUUCCCAUGGCGCAUCUGCCUGACGGGUGGCUGGUUGGACCAACCGUGGGUGAGCCAGGUGGUGAAGGACACAUACGCGCAGAGUGUGCGUACCAAAAUAGGUACCGAACUGCCCGGGUGUGGUGUGAUAGUGGUCAAUAUCAAGGCGAACGCAGCCUUCAAAACACGUAGUAGCCUUGCAACGUCUUCACGGCGCACGGCACUAGAGUUGUGGGGUGGGUAUGACAACCUACCCAAGGAACAGACACGUGAGCAUCUGGCCAGGCUGUUGUUCGGGGCCGAGAAUCCGCCGGGAUGCGAGUAUGUGAGUGGUUCACAGGACCACCUCGGUCUCCUGCUACCUGGCUUAAGCUGGUUGGGGUACCGAGGCGGCUACUGGCCAGAGCAUAUACACAGUCUGUGUGAUGCAGACACGUGCGUAUGGUUGCAAAGUGUGCUGUGGCUGGUACCGCUGGUCUCACGUGAUAGAGAGUACAAGCCUCUCGCGGUACAGAACUUGACUGUAGAGGCAGUCACAGCACUCGCCGAUGCCUCAGUAGCGGCCUGGAAAGCCAUUGAGGACCGAGAUACCGCGCGUUUGGGGCAAGCUCUUAAGGAUACUAUGUACGCUCAGCGUUGCAUCCUGCCAAAUACCAUCCCUACACCCGAGGUGGAAGAGUGGACUGGUCCGUAUGUGGACACAACGCACGGGUACAUCUGUGGACAUGGCGGAGGUUUUCUGUUUGUCAUCAGCGAUACACAGGUGUUGAAUGGCUUCCAGGUGGAGAUAACGACUAGUGAAGGACUGUGAAGUCUUGCCAUCGAAUGCGACCAAGUGCCAGUAUUGUAGAGCAUCGAUGUAACAUUGCGCUUACAUGUGCACCUACGUUGUAGCAUUGGAGCACUGAUGUCCCAGCGGCACUGAAUACCGGCUCGUGUACUCUAUCGCGAUAGGAGCAACUAAAUCGGAAUCGCUUUACUGAGUUCUGGGUUGUUUGACGCAAGAAUGGGAGAAUCAAAUAUAUUUUCUUCUCCCUAUGUUGCUCAAGUUAAUGCGUCGUCACGAGGCGUCUAACGCUGUAGUCUGUCAUGAGAUGCGCAAUCGGUUGUGCGGGAUGCUCGUUUGUAGAUAUUGAAUUUUACACUGUAAUUCCAGCACUAUCAUUCUGUAGGCAAGCCUAUGAUCAGCCCUGAACAUCUACAAGCAUACGGCAGCUGUCGUUUGGUGAAGAAGAC